Messenger RNA from Solanum verrucosum, 447 nucleotides. RefSeq lists its product as uncharacterized. The transcript has a single exon. Lineage: Eukaryota; Viridiplantae; Streptophyta; Magnoliopsida; Solanales; Solanaceae. Bases 1 to 447 code for a protein of 148 amino acids. The record is from RefSeq and is a predicted model, not a curated record.
AUGUUUCUAAAAACCUCAAUUUCCACUACCAAAAAGCUCAUCCAGAAAACGUUAUACAAUGUGAAAUAUUUAUUCUCUGGUGGAGGUGGAGGUGGUGGAUAUCAAAAGAUUCCAAAAACCUACACAGAGCAGAAGAGGAUAAUAAUAAUGUCGUCUCUGCCGCCAACAAAGGAAGACCAAGUUUCAAAGAGGAAGGAGAUAAUCAUGUACGAUGGAAUAAAUAAGAAAUAUGAAGAAAAAAGAAUUAGAGAUGAAACGAGUUAUUUGGUGGCUCAAAAGCUAGACGAAUUGAAAAUGUUAGAGAAUUACAAAGACGAACAUGCUCUCGAUAUUGAACAAGUUCUUUAUUACUACUCGCGUCUUACUUGCCCCGCUUAUGUUGAAAUUGUGGACAAAUUUUUCAUGCAAAUUUACUCUGAACUUUUUGGAGCUAGUACAGUUAAUUAA